AUGGCUUCAGCUGAACAUACUUCGACUAGAAAGCUUAUCCCUCAGCCGCACAGACAUGUAAAGCUCGAGAAAGUCGCUACUUGCGCGGUCUGUCGCCGACCAGCAUGUCGACUCCAAUCCCACCAGACCUAUCUUGCUCACCGGCGUCGUACAACGAAAGAACUCAUACUCAUCAACAAUCCAAAAGCAGAACAGAAGACACCAAAUGAUCAAGUGUCAGAUAAAGCUUACGCGUCUUCAUAUGCUGUUGCCCGACACAUCCCACCAACCACCAAUGACCCUCAUGGAAUCAAUUCAGGAAGAUUGGAUGGAUUCCAUGACCUCCCAGUUCCUGGUGGGCAUCGAACUGAACUCCAUCAUGCGGUCUACAGUGUCUUGAACUUUAAAAUUGGCGCUGCCACGGCCUUUCCUCUGCCGGAAGGAUUGGCUGUCAACGAUAUAGGGGGUGCUAUGAUCAUCCCAGUCAUGACAGACACUUCAUUGUGUCUGAGCGUGAUAGCGGCAUGGCGAGCAGUCCAAUGUCUUGCCGGCCAGCUGUCUUCUGAUCUGUCUUACUUGUCAUAUGAAGCGAAAGCAUUACAGUCUCUGCGAAGCCAACUCGUUACUCAAGGCCGAGCAGGAGUCUCUGAUGAAGCUGUCAUGGCUGCUGCACUUUUAUGGGCGACUGCCACGCUUUUUGCUCACCCAGAACCUCUGCGGCGGCACGCCGUUGGGGUCAAGGCUAUGGUCACCGCUCGUGGAGGUUUAGACACCCUUGGACACGCAGGGGCCAUCAAACAAUUGAUCCUUUGGGCUGAUUUCUUGACCGCCCAAUUUCUGGCCGAGGAUGUCCUUUUUAGAGACAUUGGUGAAGUGGGUGUGAUGCCUCCAUCACUAUCUCAAAUCUACAAAUCCAUAACCUUCCCAAAACCAUUCAAUCGUUUGCUCCCCGAGACUGUAAAAGCAGCAACCGACCUUCGACUCCUGCUUGUCUCCCACGACCGAGCUUUGAGCACAGGGCGUGUGUCGAUACCUGAGUACAAGGUACUGAUGGAUCUACUCAAUAAAGGCACCGUUCAUCGACUGGGUCUCGCAAAGCAAUACCAAGACCAGCACCCCGUCGACGAGUGUGUCAUUACAGCCAUGAACCUAUUAAGACUCACAGUCCUGUUUCAUGCAGGGCCACUUUAUGCCAUAGUGGUCUCGGUCAUCGAGCGACUCCGAGACUUGGCAUAUCAGGACGACCCAAAGGUUUGGCAUAGUCGCAUAGACACUCACAUCUGGGUGUGUUUCGUGGGCUUGGUGAAUCAGUUUGAGACCCAUAAUCGGUUUCAUUUUAUUGAAAUGAUCACGAAAGCCUUGAGCAUCAAGUACAAGUCGAUGUGGCCAGAUGACUGGCAGAUGGAUGUUCUGUCAAUGCUUCGAUCUUUCUUGUGGUCGGAUGCAAUUCUUACUGCCCAGUAUCUCGACAUGUGCCACAUCAUCGAGUCACACAUCGUCUCACCAGCGAGUACAGCCUGA
Messenger RNA from Exophiala bonariae, 1500 nucleotides. RefSeq lists its product as uncharacterized. NCBI's taxonomy places the organism in Eukaryota, Fungi, Ascomycota, Eurotiomycetes, Chaetothyriales, Herpotrichiellaceae. Bases 1 to 1500 code for a protein of 499 amino acids. The transcript is spliced from 2 exons. The record is from RefSeq and is a predicted model, not a curated record.